AGGAGAUAAAUUAUCACUUAAGAAUGUGCAACUACUCUCAUUGAUCCUUUCACACUCUCUCUGUCUUCUCUUCCUUCUAUCUCCAACUUUUGUGUUGACUGUUCAGCAAUAGCAAUCCUCUUCUAAAGAGUAGUAGCAAGGUGCCAUGGAUGAUACAAAUGAUGAUAAUCGACCUACCAUAGACAAUGAGGCCAGCAAGUUGAUUGCACAAAAGGAAUCUACAAGUCAUGCCAUAGAAAGUGAGGCCGCCAAUAAAUUGAAUGAAUGGAAGGAUUCUACAACCGAUGCCAUAGAAAGUGAGGCCACAAAGUUGAUUGCAGUUAGGGAAUCUACCACCAAGUUGAUUGCACUGAAGGAAUCCACAACUGAUGAAAUAAAGAGUAAGACCACCAACAAGUUGAUUCAAUUGAAGGAAUCUGCAACUGAUGCCAUAGAAAGCGACGAGACCACAAGGUUGAUUCCAUCUAAAGAAUCUUCAAUAAAUGAUACCAUAGAAAACAACGCGGACACGAAGUUGAAUGAAUGGAGAGAAACAACAAAAUCAUUACUGGGUCGUUUCCGCUCACAAUCUGAGCCAUUCAACAUCUCCAAUAUCCCGGCACAGCUCCGGGAAGGGAACAAGAACGCUUACAUGCCGAAGGCCAUCUCGAUCGGGCCGCGAUACAAGGGAACCAGAACGAACCUUGUGCAAUGGGAAAAGAUCAAGUGGCAGUGUAUGCAAUCUCUUCUUCAUCGCGGACCCAAGGGGCCCGAAACAAACCUGAAGGAAUGCAUGGGAGUCGUCAUGGGAUUGGAGAAAGAAGUUCGGGCAAAUUAUGCGGAUGAUCUUAAGCUAGAAUGGAACGACCUUGCUAAUAUCAUGUUGUCCGACGCUUGUUUCCUGCUUGAGCUUCUCAUUUGUGCUUCCAACGAGUUGAAUCAAAAGCUCAAGAGCCGAUUGGAGCCUUCUGGCCCCGGAGGCGAUGUUGGAAAGAAAGAAGAGGUGUUAGUUGAUUUGUUGAAGUUGCAGAACCAGAUGCCGCUUUUCAUUCUCCACAAGUUGUCUGACCAAAUUUUUUAUGAGGUUGUCCCCGUGGAAACUCUUGCGCUUAAUCUAUUUGGCUACUUUCCUGAAACAAGCUUCAAGUGCUUCACCCCGGACAUUCCAUCACAACACUUUCUUGAACUUGUUAAUGCCUACAUUUCCGACGACGGUGAAGAGGGAGCACUAAUAACAGAACAGCGUCAAGAAAGCCAACACAUGUGCAUUCCUAUUAACGUGGUUCGAAACUUCCGAGAAGUAGGGACUCAGUGUUCAAAUUGUUGUGCUCCCAUCUUCGGUCAAGCGGUCACCAGUGUUGAUGAUGAGUUUGCACAGAAUGUAGGCGAGUUUCGACAAAACCAAUAUGUUUCUAAUGCAAUGGAUAUUAGCAACAGCCAAUUUGUUUCUGAUGCAAUGGAAAAUGGCAAAAAUAAUGAUGCUACAUCUCAGACAUACCGAGCAGAACAUAAUCGAUGUGCUCGCAUACUUGAAGCUGCUGGGGUUACAAUCAAAGCUAGAAUUACAAAGAAAGAAGCACAAAACACAGAUAAUCAGGGUCAACCAGUGGUAACAACAAGAGGCUUUGAUUUCGACAUCAGAUUCAUCAAGGGCAACGGAACACUGGAAAUCCCGCAGCUUCACAUCACAAACUCAACAGAAGUGACGUGGCAGAAUCUCAUUGCUUGGGAGCAAGGCCAUACCGGUUUCAGCUGCAAGCACAGGUGCACAUGGGCCGCGUUCUUUUUCAACGGCUUGAUUUGCCGCGAAAGCGAUAUUCAGCUUUUAAAAGACCGGAAAGUCAUAGUGGACCACAUGAACAUGACGAACAAAAAGUUGUUGGAAUAUUUCCGUUCGCUCGUAAUUGGAGUUGACCGAGUCAAAAUCAACGAUUCUCCUUACUGGCAAAUGGUUAGGAUUUUGAACAAGUAUUCAGGAACAAAAUGCCACGUCAUCAAACGGUCCUCCAUACUUCUAUGGCAUUCUUGGCUUCCCGGUGCUGUUCGGCGAAUUGAUCGGUUCUUUUUGCGGAGUUAUAGCUGCUUGAUUGGAAUGAUUUCUGUGUACACUCUUCUCAGCGCAGUUUUUCAAAUCCUUGACUAUUAUAACAGAAAAACCGACAGAUUAGGUCCGGCGGCCUCACCUCGCGCCUUACUCAGGGGAUGACAUCAUCAUAUCGUCAUGGAAUGUAGCCCGUAACUACCAUAUUGCAGUAUAUAGUGGUUAUUUCCCGUAACUACCGUAAGUAGUGGUAAUUCGGUUAGGUUAGUUUCAUUCUAUAACUAAUCAUUAUUGUCGAUCGUGGACACCUUGGAGGAAAAUAAAAAGUUGUGUGUAUGUGUUGGUGUGUGUCUUUGAGUGUGGUUUGCUAUGUACGAUCAAAGAGAAUGUACAAUGGUUGUGCAUUAUUGUAGUUGAUUGAAUAUGAGCUUAUAAUGAUGAUGAAGGAAUGAAUUGUAAGAGGAGAGUUGGGUAGUUGUGUUGAGCACCAUCUUAGGAGUUUGCCUUUUAUGUAUUUGCAAUCAA
Arachis stenosperma is the source of this 2545-nucleotide messenger RNA. Its product is annotated as putative UPF0481 protein At3g02645. The coding region runs from base 146 to 2185 and encodes 679 amino acids. The record is from RefSeq and is a predicted model, not a curated record. The transcript is spliced from 4 exons. NCBI's taxonomy places the organism in Eukaryota, Viridiplantae, Streptophyta, Magnoliopsida, Fabales, Fabaceae.